AUGGCCCCGAGUCUACAGGAGUUGAUUGAUUUCCUCCUUGGCGAGGUCGCGCUAUGCGGCAACCAGGGAGCAACAAUUUCAACUGUGCUCCAAGCAAUUGAAGCUUUCUACAAGAAUGCUUCCCAGGAUGCAACCCAACUGCGCCAGACCGUUGACCGUCGUUUCAAGGCAAAGGUUUGGACCUGGCUAACGCAACAUCCCGAGGUAUCGAUAGGCCAGGAAAACGAGUGGCAAGGCCUCUCUCUGGACGAGGCCGAAAAGCUUGACCGUGAGGACCAAGAGCCAAGGGACUCGAAUGCACAGGACAUAGAGACCGAAACAUCAUCCACGGUUGCGCAAAUUCGAAUUUUUGUCCCUCGGGAACGGACCUGGCAUGCGGUCGCCGGCCAUGGCCCUGACGAGACCAAACUUCCUCAUUCGGAAUUUGUCUUGCUUUCAAUCAUCGCCGCCCACCGUUCAGCAGGCAUUGAUCAAGUCAGACUGGUGAAACUGAGUGGCCAAGAUAAACGCUCCGUUCCAAAGCGAACAGAUGCUCUCCAGAGAAAGGGAUACAUCGAAAAGCGUGCCGUUCAAAUCAAAUCAGCGCGGACUAGUCUAUGCACCCACAAGCGAUUCCUCAGAAAUGCAUCCGACAAUCAAGGCCACCAGAAAUCCCAAAUCGCCACCCAGGAAAAAAAUAUCAUUGAUUUCGAGGCGUUCACCACUCAGCUUUUCGAAAUUCUCAGGAAAGAGCAGAUUAUUUCACGUAAUGACCUGAAAAGGCUUCUAGGUUUCCAAGACCGCUGGCGCUGGAAAAUUCUAUCUCGAGCCAUUCGCAAAUUUGAAAGAAUGGGGGUCGUUGAGCGCGUGAGAGCCGAGUCACAGUACGAAAAACUACACCCUUGUGUUAUACUCAGGCGUGAACCCACCGCAAAGGACUUUUCCAGUUUUCAUGAAUUCAAUGGGGAUGCCUUGAAUGCUGAUGUCGAUGACCAAGCCGAUGAUGAUGAGGAUAUGGAGAUCGAUACUGUGCAGCAAAUAUCCGGUGCCGAUGAUGGAGAUGUGGAUAUGGACACGGAAAAGCACGUCGUGAAGUCUGGGCCAGUUAUGCCCAUAUGGACGCCAGAUCGCCAUGUCACGAACCAAAUAUUUGACAUCAUUGAUCGAUCCGGCCCGCGGGGACUCACCAAUUUGGAAAUUAACAAACUCUGCUUUGGAAUCUUCUACCGCAGACCUUCGGAAAGCUUACUACACCGUCUAACUGAUUGCUGGCAGCUCUCACAGCCUCUCCACCUGCGGCACUUUGCCCUUCUCAGGGACCAGGAUAUUCAAAAAACCAUUAUCUUUUACAGAAACUUCUCCAUGAAGAACUUUGCCGAACGUGUCAAGACUGGCAUAACAUCAUGGGAGGCCGUGGAAUUUUCCACUGGCAGUAAGAAAAAGAACGCCCCGAAGAUCCCAGGACCCGAAGCAACAGCCCAACUCGAUCAAUAUGGAUUUCCUCUCACCGGGCCACCGGCGGGAUUGCUUAAAGGUGGCAGAGGAACUUUGUAUCAGGGGUUGCUUGCUGCCAAUCCCAAAGACUACAAGCUGACCAACCAUGAUCCUGCGGUUAUGCUUCUUCCAAAUGGCGAAUUCACUAUCAGGGCCGGGCACAUUAAAACCCAGGCUGGGACAACAGGAACUCCAGGUACAAUGAAGCCGCACGGUAUUCUGAAAGGCCCUUUUAAGAAGCGCGAAUCAGACAACCCCGACGAGGAAGUAAAUAGCAUCAACCUGGAAGAGACCCCAACACAGUCCAUGCAACGGCCGAAGGUUUCCAAAGCCAAGCUUAACAGACUGACGGGCCUUUCCAGAAAAGAGAGGUUUGAGGCGUUGGGCAUGGAUAAAACUUGGACCGAAUACAAUGCUUUGUUAAUGGAUAAGCCUUCGCCUGGUGUUUACGUUACGCCGGAGGGCAAAAGAAGGCCGGCAGGCAAAAAGCAAGGCAGACCAAGGAAGAGUCGGAUCGCUGUCUUCAAAUCCCCCAACCUUUCCAACAUGCCGUGGUUCGUCAAGGAGAAAAGUGAUUCAGAUGGUGAUCAGCUUGUCGAUGAAGGUCAACAGAGUUCGAGCUCCCACCCGCGGACUUCUAUCAAACGACCCCCGCCUGGCUUCAACCAAGCCGACUCUCCUAGUCCAUCGAAAAAGCCGAGGAGGGAACCUAGGAUGCAGUCUGAGACCGAGGAGCUUGGAGAUAUUGCUGGAUCAGCAGUGUCAUCGGGGACCGAAGCCGCAAUCGCUGGAUCAGAAAUCCCACCUACUGAAGUGGAUGACAAUUCUACACAAGCUGAUGUCACGGCUAAGCAUCCACGCAGUGCUGAAGACACUCAAACGUCUCCAAAUAAACGACAGAGGAUUGCGUCACCUGAUCGAGCCGAGUCUGAAAUCGCUGCUCAUUCGGUUGCACCUGAAAGUCCCAUAGCUCUCGAUGAGGGGACGAUGGAGCCUCCUGCCACACCGAUGGGCGCAGGUGAUCCCAAUUCAGGAGAACGGAAAGGAAAGAAAGUGCAACCCAAAAGGGCAGAGAAAGGCGGAGGCUCUAUCAAUCUGCUCCGAAGGAAGAUCGUUAUGGAUAUUGUUGAGAAGGCCGGGGGUGCAUAUCCUUCCGGACAUGAGAUUUGGUAUCCAUUCGUGACCGAGUGGAUGAGGUUGAAAUUUAAGGAGAAGCCAGAUCUGCGAACCGUGAAGAUGGCAAUCAAGCAUCUGGUUGAUGCUGGCAAGCUUCGGCAACUCACUUUCAGCGGCAAAGAUCUAUCCGAUGUGAUGGUUACAAAGACCAUGGUCACGAAACCUGAAGUUCCACCCGAUGAUCCUUUGGUCAAAGAAAUGCAAAAGAAAGUGCUAGCCACGGAUCGAGCCUUUCCGAAGGUAUCCUACUCUCCAAAUAUCGUCCUGGAUCCCAGUGUUUCAAAGCACAGCUCGCGUGCCACUGGACAGAAGCAGGAACUGCGAGUUGAAGAAGGAACCAUAGUUAGGCUGCAAACGAAACCGGCGUUUGUUGUCAACUCGGAAAAGAGGAGGGACCGACGAGUUGAGAUGGCCUUAUACAAACGAGUGGUUGGACAAGCUGAUCCUGAUUCCGAGGAUGACAAUCUUGAUAUUCCUGGUUUCGCUCGGCUCAUGCAGAUUAAACGGCCACCGGCGGUGGAAGAAUUUGCGCCAGGGUCUCAUAUCAAGCAAACGAUCAUUUUCAGACCUAAGAAGACAAACUUGAGCCAGAGACAGAGGGGGAGAGCGGAGCUCUUUGUCAAAAAGGACUGA
This is a messenger RNA of Penicillium cosmopolitanum, 3282 nucleotides long. RefSeq lists its product as uncharacterized. Bases 1 to 3282 code for a protein of 1093 amino acids. NCBI's taxonomy places the organism in Eukaryota, Fungi, Ascomycota, Eurotiomycetes, Eurotiales, Aspergillaceae. The transcript is spliced from 4 exons. Gene Ontology annotation, biological process: 5S class rRNA transcription by RNA polymerase III; transcription initiation at RNA polymerase III promoter. Gene Ontology annotation, molecular function: DNA binding. Gene Ontology annotation, cellular component: transcription factor TFIIIC complex. The record is from RefSeq and is a predicted model, not a curated record.